This is a messenger RNA of Gallus gallus (chicken), 1463 nucleotides long. It is a transcript of the gene IL8L1, whose product is annotated as interleukin 8-like 1. Lineage: Eukaryota; Metazoa; Chordata; Aves; Galliformes; Phasianidae. Gene Ontology annotation, molecular function: CXCR chemokine receptor binding; chemokine activity. Gene Ontology annotation, cellular component: extracellular region. Gene Ontology annotation, biological process: antimicrobial humoral immune response mediated by antimicrobial peptide; inflammatory response; chemokine-mediated signaling pathway. The transcript is spliced from 4 exons. The coding region runs from base 86 to 400 and encodes 104 amino acids. The record is from RefSeq and is marked validated.
CACUGACCACCCUUGAGGCUGCAGGAGCAAAGCCCUCGCCACAGAACCAAACCCAGGUGACACCCGGAAGAAACACUCUUGAAAGAUGAUGGGCAAGGCUGUAGCUGCUGUCAUGGCUCUUCUCCUGAUCUCAAUGGCUGGAGCAAAAGGUAUGGCUCAGGCACGUUCAGCGAUUGAACUCCGAUGCCAGUGCAUAGAGACUCAUUCCAAGUUCAUCCACCCCAAGUUCAUUCAAAAUGUGAACCUCACCCCUAGCGGACCUCACUGCAAGAAUGUGGAAGUCAUAGCUACUCUGAAAGAUGGCAGAGAAGUGUGUCUGGAUCCCACUGCUCCCUGGGUGAAGCUGAUCAUCAAGGCAAUUCUGGACAAGUCAGACACCAAUAAUAAGACUGCAUCCUAAAGCAAAGAACAAAAACGUCCUACCUCCUCCAGGAAGUCAGAAGUGGGAGACAACGCCAUUCAGCUUCUGGCAGCUCAUUUCCUCCUGCCUCCUACAUUCAUACUCUCAUCAUGGUCUAGAGAAUAUGUCCUCCCUCUUUUUGUAGUUAAUUGACAACUGUAGUUGAAGUCUUUUAAAGAGGUGUCAUACAGGAGAAAAACCACUGAAAUCAGAAGAAGUGGGCCAAAAAAAAAAAAAAAGAAGAAAGAAAAAAGGCUUGUGAAAGGAGUUGGAGAUGAUUCUGGAGUCAUUUUUGCCAGUCACAGCAGGAUCAGUGCAGUGCACUCUCUGCAGGUCUUUCUUUAAAUGAUGUCUUCCCCUUUUGCUAAUAGUUUAGAAACUGCCCAACAAGUCCUUUUCUCCAGGAACGUGCUGACAGGUAGCAUCAACUGUACCUCAGUCACUGCUUCUCGUGGGGGGGGAGGGGAAGAAAAAGGAGGCUUUCAGAGUCAGUAACCCACAAGUCUGAGGCAUCAGUUUUGGAGCCAUCAUUUUCAAGGUAUUACUUACUGUGAAUUAUUGCUGUGAAGCUACAAACAUAUGUUUUAAUGGCAUCUUUUGGUUACAAAAAGAGCACUUUAUUCAUUUGAAUUCUAUUAGAUAUUUAUUGCAUCUCUAAUAUUAAUUAAUUUAUACUUUGUCAUAAGAAUGUAUAUGGUCUUCAUGCUUUCAUUAUUUAUUUAUUUAUGGAAAACAUUGACGUUUUUAUGCUUUCAUUAUUUAUUUAUUUAUGGAAAACACUGAAGUUUUUAUGCUUUCAUUAUUUAUUUAUGGAAAAUGUCUUAGUUUAGGUACCUAAUAAAUGCUUGUUUAAAUGUUUUUAUUUCAGUACUGUGUGUUAUUAAUGUCCUCAUUGACAUAAGAGAGAGGAUAUGUUUACUUUCCUCCUGUAUCACACAAAGGCACCUCACAAGGUUAAGGAGGUUGAGUUGUGGGGACUGAUAAGUACAUCAGGGAAUUCUUGCCUGCAGUAUGUGCAGAUGAUUUUCAGUAGGAAUAAAUAAAUAAAUAAAUAAAAGUGGUC